Messenger RNA from Striga hermonthica, 816 nucleotides. The record is from the annotation of a GenBank genome assembly. Lineage: Eukaryota; Viridiplantae; Streptophyta; Magnoliopsida; Lamiales; Orobanchaceae.
AUGGCGGCCAUCGGAAAUUGUUCUCUACUGGCCGAGAGAAUCCCCGCAAACCCCCUUACUAGAGAACUCUCCUGGAAUUUGCGUCUUUCUCCGAGCUUUUUCUUCAGCAGAUAUACACCGUACACUCGAGGCUUAAGCAUCAGCACCAAAGCUCACAAUCAACCCACUGCAAUUCAGGCCAAACAUGAAAUUCCCAGCUUGAACACCUCCAUAAACCUUGACAUGAAUUCCAACCUGAAGGUGUCCGAAAAACACGAUUAUAGCAUACUGAUCUCGUGCAAAUUUUGCGAGGCACGAUCGAUGAAGACCAUGGCUAGCGAUUCAUACAAGGAGGGAGUGGUUAUUGCCAAGUGUGAUGCCUGUGACAAUUUGCACGUUAUUGCUGAUCGAUUAGGAUUGUUUGGGGAGCCUGAUAGUGUUAGUGUGGAGGACUUUUUGGCUGCCCGUGGGGAGGAAAUCAAGAACGGUCCGAGUAGCACUGUGAACCUGACGCUAAAAAUUCCCAGCUCGAACACCUCCAUAAACCUUGACAUGAAUUCCAACCUGAAGGUGUCCGAAAAACACGAUUAUAACAUACUGAUCUCGUGCAAAUUUUGCGAGGCACGAUCGAUGAAGACCAUGGCUAGCGAUUCAUACAAGGAGGGAGUGGUUAUUGCCAAGUGUGAUGCCUGUGACAAUUUGCAUGUUAUUGCUGAUCGAUUAGGAUUGUUUGGGGAGCCUGAUAGUGUUAGUGUGGAGGACUUUUUGGCUGCCCGUGGGGAGGAAAUCAAGAACGGUCCGAGUAGCACUUUGAACCUGACGCUAAAAACAACCUAG